Selaginella moellendorffii is the source of this 378-nucleotide messenger RNA. Its product is annotated as pentatricopeptide repeat-containing protein At4g18840. The record is from RefSeq and is a predicted model, not a curated record. NCBI's taxonomy places the organism in Eukaryota, Viridiplantae, Streptophyta, Lycopodiopsida, Selaginellales, Selaginellaceae. Gene Ontology annotation, molecular function: protein binding; RNA binding. Gene Ontology annotation, biological process: RNA modification. The coding region runs from base 1 to 378 and encodes 125 amino acids. The transcript has a single exon.
AUGCAAAACGAAGGCGUCAAGCCCGACAGCGUGACGUUCGUGAGCGUCCUCAGUGCUUGCAGUGGAGCCGGACUGCUGGCAGAGGGCCGGAGCCACUUCGAGUUUGUGAAGCGUCACAUUCGCGAGUGGCCGAGCACCGAGCACUACGGCUGCAUGAUCGAUCUCCUUGGUCGCCUGGGAAGAUUGGAGGAGGCCGAAAGACUAGUUUUGGAGGUCCCGGACGAAGCAGCGGACGCGGUGCUGUGGAGAACACUGCUCGCUGCUUGCCGGACUUACGGAGAUUUGGAGCGAGGGAGACGAGCGGCCGAGAGAGUGGUGGAUUUAGAUCCGGACGACUCUGCUGCUUACGUCGUGCUCUACAACACAGUUGCCACUUAG